AUGAUCCUGUGGAAGAAAGCAUAUAUGACAACUUACCGUGCUCCCCACGAAAACUGCGACGACAAGACCAGCACUGUGAUGUUUCCCACUCAGAACUUAAGGCCCCACCACCCCCACCUCCUCCUGGUCGAACUACUUCCCUUCUUCUUAGACCCAGCUGUGACUCCUUAUCUGAAGCUUAUAAAUCUGUGGAUCAGGCUCAAAGCUCUAAUACUGGAAAGACAACAUCGAGCACCACCAAGCCACAAUCACAUCAGCUUUCUCCUGUUUUACAGCCUCAACAAUCCAGUACAACUACAGGUGACACAUGAAUGUGGUGCUCAUGACAAAGCACGCAAAAAGAUUGAGACCCGCUGUAACUCGCUGGAUUCUGAGCCCUCCGUUCAACCUUUUGCAUCAGACAGCGGUGUGAUGUUAGAUUGGGGAUUUGAUGAGGAAGGUUGGCUGUUUAAAAGGUCUGUGUCAGUGUCAACCAGACCGCUCCUUAAGCCAGUAAUGGGCAUGAAUGGGGCCAAGGCUCGUAGCCAGAGUUUUGGUGCACGCUACAUGGAUAGGCCAAGCUUCAACAGAUCUGGAAAGAUCCGCACCCAGAUCAAAACACACUCAGGGAGCUCCUUGAACUCUCUUGGUGAUGUCCUUCCAGGAAGUAUGAGUUGCUCCAGCAGCUACCAUUGUCCAAUGAAUCGAUCCCUUUUGAACAACUUCUUGAUUGAAGAGGGCCUGACAGUUCCCUCACAUUUGGGGUCCUCCAGUGAAAGACUUCAAAGUCUUAAACUCCAGCGAGAACAGGCUAGGCGCCUUCAGAUUGAGCAACAGUUUUCAAGCGCCUUUGGUGAGCCAGUUUCUGAAGAACCAGAGAGACAAAGCACUAUAACCACAAUCGAAGAGAAGGUGAUGCUCGGCAUAGAGGAGAACUUCCACAAGUGUCAAGAACAGGAGAGAAGCAAUGAAGUAAAACAAAAAUCUGGCUCAACCUUGGCAAAUUGGUUUGGUUUUCGUAAGAGUAAGCUUCCAGCUCCAAGCGGCAAAAAGGCUGAUCCACCAAAACUUAAAGAGGACAAGAGGGAACAAAAGAUAACAUCACUUCUGGGAGGAAAGCAGGCAAAGUCUGAAAAAAAGAGAGACAGAAGAAAAAGUGAUGGAAAAGACUGUUCUGUGGGGAGAAGAGAGUCUCAUGAUGCAGUGCGGGCAUGCAUAUCAAUGCCCUGCCCAGGAAUGUCCCUGAAUGAGAUACAGGGACAUACUGACAUCACUGGUGACCCAAAGAUGCAGAUGAUGAGCCGCAGAACUGAUGGUGAAAAUGGAUCUACUGUGAAGAGCCUCAACCAGGAUGCAGCAAUAGGCUCCGGCUGCAAGAUGCGAACGUUGGACAGUGGAAUUGGGACCAUCCCCCUUCCUGAAUCCUGUUCCUUCUUCUCCUCCAUCCUACACCUCCUCCCCAAAUCCUCAUCAACCCCAGAACAGUCCCUCAGUCCUCCCAAUGUCCCCGGUUCCUCCAGCAAGGACAUGUCUCCCUCCCCAUUACCCCGGUGGAGAAUACCUUCCAGCUUUAAGGACAGCAGCCAUGCAGGGGUGCCCAACUCCCUGUCCGACUCCUCCGUGACCCAUAUCCAGUCAGUGCCUUUCCCCACUGUGGCCUACCUCCAGCCCAUCCAACCCCAGUCUGAACCCAUUGUGACCUCUGCCAGUGUGUGUGAUACCCAGAGCAGGCUACCCAGACCACCACAAGGUGGAAUGGAACCAAAGAAGUUAACCUACAUCAAAUCGAAAACACGAACCACCCCGAGCCAACAGAAAGAACAGACGAGACUUCAGCUUGCCAACUAGUUUCUGAAGCUGAAUGAGUCAACCUGGAGUGAGGAAUCGAGCAAUCAGUUGGAUUUAUCACUCUAAAUCAUGGAGGAUCCCUAAAUCCCACAGUUUGGACACUGUGACUGUGUAUGAGGAUGAAACGCUCAAAACUGGACAACAAGUGAGCUUGGCAUUGAAGGCUUCCACCUGUGCUUGGUGUACUGUUGAGGUACUCAGUAGCCUUCCAGGUGUUGAACCCUCUGGCAGCCAUUUUGGACGUCUGUGAGCACCUGAUUCAGUUUCAAAAUGUACAGGUCUGCUGCAUCACUAGAGUUAGAUAGACAUGGUUAAUUUCUCUGCUGUUAUCCUCCUCUGAGUGCAAACAAUUCUACAAAACAGUUGUUUUUUUGUUUUGUUUUUUGUACUAGCAGGUUAGCUCCUGUAGCACUAUCACAGCCAACUGUAAUCAUCACCAUCUUAUGAAAACAUCUGAGUUGCACAUUAGGUGUUGUUUGUGGCCAUACAUGUUACCUAGCUGGGCUAACUGCCCUCAAAUUACAAUAAGUAAUAAUGUAUAUGUACACAAAUGCAGAGGAAGUCUGAUUAGAGAAUUACCUUUGCAAAAUUGUAACUUACUAAAUGGAUCAACUGCAGCAUCACACAGCUGCCAUCAUUAAAAUAAUACUUCUCACACAAUUCCUGUAACUUGAACAGUAUGUAACUGGCACAAUGAUGGUGUUGCAACCCUGUCGCCCACAAAUGACGCUUCAAGCAUCAGAUGAAACCUUAUAAUCUCCAGAUUUCGACCUCUGAUUUCCAUCCUGAAAAUACUUUAUUGCUACUGACUGCCAGUCAUGAGCUCUAUGCCUGACUGAGUAAAGUGUGCACUGACUAGUUGGAAACUUUUUUUAUAGUCACAGUUUUAAUAUCAAUUUGCAUGCAACCACCUUCUGGUUUACUCUAACCCGGAAAUGUAUCAUAUGAUUCUGAUAUCCAUCAUCAUAUACAUCAGAGUUUCUUCACCAUAGGUCAAAAAUACAGAUAUGUGAAGCUUGAUGUGCGCUGUAAUGUAUUUAUGAAAUAUCACACAUAAUCUGUUACUACUUUGUAAGCAAUAUCAUCUAUAGUAAGACCGACUUUCACGCCCGCAGUUAUUUUAAGUAGUUGUCACAUUUUUAAAAUCCUCUUGAAAUGAAACUCUUCGUAUGAGAAUUACAUUCUGGUUUUUUUCUUUCUUUUUUUCCCCCAUUUUUCCACAGUGAUGACAUCAAGACAAAGCAGUGACUUUUGCAUGUAACCAUAGUUAUACAGCACCUAGUAGGCACAUAGUAGACAUUGUUGUGCUAGCUCAGGGAAAAUAACAUUUAUUGUCUCUGAUAGAUGCUGUGGAUUAAUAUGAACAACCAGUGAACACACCAGAGUUCCCUGUAAUGGUUCAAGGAUAUUUACCCGUCCUCUUGUCUGUUUUUGUCUGUACAUUUAACUGUAAGAUAUCACACCAUGGUUGCUCAGUUUCUCUCUCUAUUAUGUAUGCUGUGUCCUUUAUAGUAACGUUUUUGGUGUCAUGAAUGCAUCCUGACAUAUUUGACAGUCUUAGCUGCUUUGCGAAGUUUCCUCCUCACACCUUUAUCAGCUCCCUACCUUCCUUGUGUAGAUAUUUGCCUAAAUGCAUAUUGCCAAACACUGCUCUGAGCUAAUCACAUAUACAGAAAAUGAAUGCAACUAAAUCUACAUAUCAGACUUGUCAUGGUGACUAUAGCCAUAUUCUUUUGAAACCACUAGAGACAGUUUACAUGUGAUGUAGAAAUAUAUAAAGCACCGUAAUGUUGCACAAUACCAUUAGUCAUGUCAUCUUACUGUAUUUACCUCUUCUUUAAAUCUUUGCUCACUUGCUACAUGUAUAUGUGAGGUAAUAUUUGUAAAAUCGCAGUGGUGUUUAUGCCAAUAGCAACAUACAGGUCUAUUCAAUGAAAUAUGUAGCGUAUACAGGUGACACAAGGUGUUAAUUGAUCAGGGAACAGAUUGGCUGUACUGAUACGGGUAGAUGGAGCAUGGUGUCUGUGUUUUUAAAAUGGCUCACAUAAUGAAGAGCGUCACUCUCACAAGAGUAUUGUAUUUUUCUAACAUUUACUCUAAUGCCCUGUAUUUGUACUCAGCACUGAAGAGAUGUAAUUUUCCAUUUAUUGCACAUAUUGUUUCUCACUAUUACAGUAGGUUCUCCUUCUAAAAUUUUUUUUCAGAACCCAAUAAUAACAGUGAUGUUCUUGUGUGACAGUCACCUUAACAGUACGAAUUGAGAAUUGUAUACUACUGAUAUUCUUUGUUUUA
This is a messenger RNA of Xiphias gladius (swordfish), 4119 nucleotides long. RefSeq names its product nck-associated protein 5-like. Gene Ontology annotation, biological process: microtubule bundle formation; microtubule depolymerization. Bases 1 to 1827 code for a protein of 608 amino acids. Gene Ontology annotation, cellular component: microtubule plus-end. NCBI's taxonomy places the organism in Eukaryota, Metazoa, Chordata, Actinopteri, Istiophoriformes, Xiphiidae. The record is from RefSeq and is a predicted model, not a curated record. The transcript has 7 exons.